UAUUCAUCGCAGAAAAGAAAAAAAAAGCCGAGACCAAACAAUCAAAAACCUUUCAGACAAGCUAAGAGAAAGAGAAGAAGAAAAUGGCCGCAGAAGAGGGACAAGUCAUCGCCUGCCACACCCCUGAGAGCUGGGAGGAGGAGCUCAGGAAGGGAAACGAGACCAAGAAGCUGAUUGUGGUGGACUUCACUGCUUCAUGGUGCGGACCAUGCCGUUUCAUUGCCCCAAUCUUGGCAGAGCUGGCCAAGAAGACCCCAGAUGUGACAUUCCUGAAGGUGGAUGUUGAUGAGCUGAAGAAGGUUGCUGAGGACUGGGCUGUAGAGGCAAUGCCUACCUUUAUGUUCCUUAAAGAAGGCAAGAUUGUCGACAAGGUUGUUGGUGCCAAGAAGGAUGAGCUUGUGCAGAAAGUAGGCCAGCAUGCUGCUGCCUGUGUUGCAACUGCUUCUGCUUAGUUUCUAUCUGGAGAGACAAUAAGUGUUUUAUUGUGUGUGUGUAUAUUGCUACCUCUAGUUUCCCUUGUUAUGUGAAGCAUCUGUGAAUGCUUUUGUUACAAUGCUCAGAAUCUUAUGAUGAUUCUAGCUAUGCAGUGUUUUUAAAUCUGAGUCACAUCUCCUUUGCUCAAUACUUUAUGCAAUUUCAGUUAUGCUUCUUUCAUUCAC
Fragaria vesca subsp. vesca is the source of this 659-nucleotide messenger RNA. RefSeq names its product thioredoxin H-type-like. The record is from RefSeq and is a predicted model, not a curated record. The coding region runs from base 84 to 452 and encodes 122 amino acids. NCBI's taxonomy places the organism in Eukaryota, Viridiplantae, Streptophyta, Magnoliopsida, Rosales, Rosaceae. The transcript is spliced from 2 exons.